Pantherophis guttatus is the source of this 1861-nucleotide messenger RNA. RefSeq names its product potassium two pore domain channel subfamily K member 7 (gene KCNK7). The record is from RefSeq and is a predicted model, not a curated record. Gene Ontology annotation, molecular function: outward rectifier potassium channel activity; potassium ion leak channel activity. NCBI's taxonomy places the organism in Eukaryota, Metazoa, Chordata, Lepidosauria, Squamata, Colubridae. Gene Ontology annotation, biological process: potassium ion transmembrane transport; stabilization of membrane potential. Gene Ontology annotation, cellular component: plasma membrane.
AUGGAGCGGCCGGGGCGCUUCGGGCUGCUGCUGGCCGCUUACGGGCUCUUCUUGCUGCUGGGCGCCGCCGUCUUCGCAGCCCUGGAGGCGCCCGCCGAGCGCGCCUUGGUGGCCGGCUUGCAAGCCGCCCGCGCCUCGCUGCUGGCCGAGCACCGGCCCUGCCUGGCCGAAGAGCAGCUGGCCGGGUUGCUGGGGCGAGUCCUGGCCGCCCGGGGCUACGGCGCCUCCGCCCUGGGCAACGGCUCGGCGGACCCCGCCUGGGAGUUCACCUCGGCGCUCUUCUUCGCCGCCAGCGCCCUCACCACCACCGGUUACGGAAACUUGGUUCCUCUCUCGGACGGGGGCAAAAUUAUCAGCAUCCUUUAUUGCUUUGUGGGCAUCCCGGUGACCAUAUUGUUCGUCCGAUGUUUACUCCGCGGCCUGUUGCCCAUCCUAACGUACCGGCCGGUGCAAUACAUUCACAGCCGCUGGGGCUUCCCACGGGGGCACGUGGCCUUAGGACACUCCGUGGGGAUGGCGAUGGCCACCGUGAGCCUCUUCAUCGUCAUCCCGGCCGUCUGUUUCUGGAUCUUCAAGGACAACUGGACCUUUCUGGAGUCCGUCUACUUCUGCUUCAUCUCGCUCAGCACCAUCGGCCUGGGGGAUUUCGUACCCCGCGUCGUGUCUCCCCCGUCGCUACACGGGUUUUACGAAUUGAGCAUCACGUGCUACCUACUUACCGGUUUGCUAGCCAUGCUCGUGACCCUGGAAACAAUUUACCGGCUGCAAGAAAUCCGUGCUCUCGUCCGUUUCUUUGCUCCGUCCCGCAGACCGAUAUUGGAGGCUGAUGAUCAUGUGGGAAUCGUGACCAGGGAUCAACUUGCAUUGACCUUCAAUCUCGAACCCUGCUCCCCAAAAACUUUAACUGAAAAGGGUGCCCCUUAAUGUGUACCCCUCACCAUACAUUCACCGCACUCCGAAAUCUCUCCCAAUACAGGUAAUCCUCGACUUACGACCGCAAUCGAGCCCCAAUUUCUGUCGCUAAGUGAAACAUUCAUUAAGCGGGUUUUUACUCCAUUUUAUGCCGCAGUUGUUAAGUGAAUCACUGCAGUUUAAGUUACUAACAGGGUGAAGUGAAUCCGGAUUCCCCAUUGACUUUGUUUCUCAAACGGUGAUCCCACUGACCCCGGGGACAGUGCGAUCGUCAUAAAUGCGAGUCAGUUGCUAAGCAUCUGAAUUUUGAUCACAUGACGAUGGGUAUGCUGGAACAUUAAGUGUGAAAAGCGUAUGUUACUUUUUUUACAGCGCUGUUGUAACUUUGAACGAACUGCUGUAAGUCCAGGACCUUCUGACAAAGUCAAUGGAGAAGCCAGAUUCACUUAACAACCCCGUUACUAAGUAAACAACUCAGGAGCUGCCACAAAGAAGAGGGAGUGAAGCUAUUCUGCAAAGCACCUGAAGGUAGAACAAGAAGCAAUGGGUGGAAACUAACCAAGGAGAGAAGCAACUUAGAACUAAGGAGAAAUUUCCCGACAGUGAGAACAAUUAACCAGUGGAACAACUUGCCACCAGAAGUUGUGAAUGCUGCAACACUGGAAGAUUUUAAGAAAAAAUUAGAUAACCAUUUGUCUGAAGUGGUGUAGGGUUUCCUGCCUAAGCAGGGGGUUGGACUAGAAGACCUCCAAGGCCCCUUCCAACUCUCAUUCUAUUCUAACUGGAAUGAUUCAAUCAACAACCAUGGCAAGAAAGAAGGUAAAAUGGGACAAAACUCACUUAAGCAACAGAAAUUUUGGGCUCGAUUGUGGUCAGGGAUUAGCUGCAGCUUUUUUUUCCCAGUCCUGUUGUAAUUUUGGUUGUUAAAUGAGUAAUUGUAACUCAAAGA